Molecule: messenger RNA, 708 nt
Organism: Arachis stenosperma
Lineage: Eukaryota; Viridiplantae; Streptophyta; Magnoliopsida; Fabales; Fabaceae
Product: anthocyanin 5-aromatic acyltransferase-like
Exons: 3
Coding region: 1-708 (235 amino acids)
Source: RefSeq, a predicted model, not a curated record
AUGGAGCUAUUGAAUGUUGGAUCCUUGUUCAGAAUAACUGAUGUUCUGUUGUUUCAUGGUAGGGCAUAUGAGCAUAUUGUUCUUGUGCAUUAUAGAGAAACAAGUGAGCAUUUUGUAAGGGGUUUGUUCAAAUUGUCUAGAUCAAACAUUGAGAAGCUCAAGAACUUUGUAUGUUCAAGACAGAAAGGAAGUCAUAAUCUUCACUUGUCAAGUUUUGUUGUAUCUCUUGCAUAUGCUUGGGUUUGCAAGGUGAAAGUUGAAGAAACUAAGAGCAAGAAAGUUGGUAUGGCUAUAAAUGUUGAUUGCAGGAAACGAUUAGAUCCACCUGUUCCUCAAACAUACUUUGAAAACUGCAUUGGUGCAAGAAUUGCAUUUGCUAAAACAAGAGAAUUCUUGGAUGAAGAUGGUGGAGUAGUUGUGGCUGUAGAAUCACUGAGUUUUUCUUUGGAGACACUAAAGGAUGGGGUUUUGAAUGAAGCUAAGACUUGGUCUUCAUUUUUGCAUGAUGGGCUACACAGUGAUGAAGAAAUGAAGAUUACUGGUGCUGCUGGCACACCAAGGUUUGAGGUUUAUGGAAGUGAUUUUGGAUGGGGAAGACCAAAAAAAGUAGACAUGGUGUCCAUUGACAGAACUGGUGUAAUUUUUCUCUCAGAUAGUAGAGAUGGUGAUGGUCUUGAUAGCAAUGUGAUAGCUUUAUUGAUAUAUUGA